Molecule: messenger RNA, 1020 nt
Organism: Beauveria bassiana ARSEF 2860
Lineage: Eukaryota; Fungi; Ascomycota; Sordariomycetes; Hypocreales; Cordycipitaceae
Exons: 3
Coding region: 1-1020 (339 amino acids)
Source: RefSeq, a predicted model, not a curated record
AUGGCUAGCCUGCGUAGCCUUGAGGUGCCGGUCGAGUUCUUCACACCUGCGCCCGGGGUCGCCAUACCUGCCGACAUUAUGGAGCUGCGAGAGGCACUAUCCGCCGUUGAGGCCAAGGAGUCGCUGCUGCCAGCGGUCCUGCGUUCGCACCCCGACUUUCAAGGCAACACGCGGACCUGGAGCGCCGCCGAACGCGACGCGGUGCUUCAAAACCACGAGCGGCUCCGCGACGUUGUGGACGAAUCACGCGAGUCGGCCGAGACACAUAGGUCCGAGGCCGCGUGGAACUCGCUCGUGCAUAGCCACCUUCUCAAGCACGUAACCCAGCACAUGCAGCACCUCAAAUUCGAAGACAUCACCUCGGCGCGAAUCAUGUCGGCUUUUUGCCCAAAAUUGUCGUCCAGCGAGCAAACGUCGGCGGCGGCGGCCAGUCUCGCUGCCAGCAACACGUCGGGACGCGGGCUGACCGCUGCUUCGGCAACGUCAGUUCAUAAGAUGGUCAACUUUGCCCUGGUGGUGCAUCCCUCGUCUGUGCUGCAGACACUGAUUGACCAGUUCCUCAAAGGAGAACCUUGGGAGACGCAGUCGAUCAACCAAACGCGCUACGAGCCGCUGCGCACGCGACCCGCGCCCAUCUUCAUCGAGACCAGGACGGUGUCGGGCACCAAGGAGAACGCCAACGUGCAGCUGGGCAUCUGGGUCGCCGCAUGGCGCGAGCGUAUGCGCUCCAUUAUGGCGCUAGCAGGAGCUGAAGAAGAGAAGCUCCUGACGCUACCGGUGAUUCAGGUCAUGGACAGCGCGUGGUCGGUGUCGUUCGUGGUGGACCAUGGCACGCAUAUUCGCAUCAUCGACGAAGACUACGUGAUUGGUGACACAAACUCCAUGUUAGGCAUCUAUCAGCUCCAAGCUUCAAUGAUGGCGCUCGGAGCAUGGGUGAAAGAUGUGUUUGAGCCCUGGUUUACGAAUCUGCUGACGCGCGCCGUGCAGAGCCGGGGGGACCCGACUGCCGCACGGUGUUGA